AUGCAGAACGAGUGGUUAGACAUAGGAGAUUUUUGCAUCCCAUUAGCAUUAAAAUGGCGCACUUUAAUUUAUGAUUGGUCGCCAGCAUUGCUAAAAUUCUAUCUCAAUGCGUUCCAGAUGACUCUCCCAGAUCAGAGUAAUUUAGUAAGAUGGGGUAAAAGUACCGAAAAAACUUGCUAUAUCUGUGGAAAGGCAGUUGGAACUGCUGAGCAUCUGCUGGUGGGAUGUAAGGUACUCCUUGACAGCGGUCAAUACUCGCGUCGUCACGAUAGGGUUCUAGAAGUCAUACGUGAAGCGGUUAGUCUUUCGGUAGCCAGAGCGCAAAAGGGAAUAACCACAAACGAACGAUCAGUAGGUUUUGUGAGAGAAGGCUCUAGGGCUACAAAAUCAAACGUCAAGCCUUACUCCAUCCUUAAAGCGGCGUCGGAUUGGACUAUAAUGAUGGACACGUAUGAAAAACAAUAUAAAAUCUCCGAGGAUAUUUGUGCGUCGGCCUCCAGACCGGAUAUAUUUUUGUUUUCGCGAAUUUUAAAGCGCGUAGUGAUGAUAGAGCUUACGGUCCCUUGGGAAACCAACAUCCCCAAAGACCAUACCAUCAAGGUCAACAAAUAUUACGAGCUCACAAACGAACUCACUCCAAAUAGGUUCGUAGUAGAUUUGUACGCGGUAGAGGUGGGAGCGAGAGGUAUAACAGCGAAAUCUCUCUACAACCUACUAAAGGGCUUGGGCUUGUCCAGAACUCACAUUAAUGCAUUCUUGGAUCGUAUAUCGAAGGCAGCCCUAGUAGGUUCUUUUCAAAUUUGGUUAGGUAGGGAGAGGAGCUUGGACAGUGGAGGUGAGCGUAUAACGCGCGAGAAGUAA
This is a messenger RNA of Danaus chrysippus (African queen), 861 nucleotides long. Lineage: Eukaryota; Metazoa; Arthropoda; Insecta; Lepidoptera; Nymphalidae. The record is from the annotation of a GenBank genome assembly.